Punctularia strigosozonata HHB-11173 SS5 is the source of this 1042-nucleotide messenger RNA. RefSeq names its product homoserine acetyltransferase. Lineage: Eukaryota; Fungi; Basidiomycota; Agaricomycetes; Corticiales; Punctulariaceae. Gene Ontology annotation, molecular function: acyltransferase activity, transferring groups other than amino-acyl groups. The transcript is spliced from 11 exons. Gene Ontology annotation, biological process: biosynthetic process. The coding region runs from base 1 to 1023 and encodes 340 amino acids. The record is from RefSeq and is a predicted model, not a curated record.
AUGUCCGAGCCAGCGACGCAAUACUACCACCACGGCCGGUUUAAGUUCGCGGGCGGCACGUUGCCCAACGCGAUCACGGCGUACAGGACUGAGCAUGCCGUACCGCCUUUGUCUUCGUGUCCGUGGCAUGCUGAAACGACCUCCCCAGGCCAAGCCUACCUCGUCGGGCAGGGGAAGGCGCUCGACACGACGAAGUACUUUGUGGUGACUUUCGCCCUUUUCUCCAAUGGCGAGUCUAGCUCCCCGUCCAACACCCCUGUCCCGUACAACGGCCCGUACUUCCCCCACGUCUCCUACGAGGACAACAUCCGUGCGCAGUAUGCAGUCCUGACCAAGAAGCUUGGCGUGCAGACGCUGCACAUGGUCGUUGGGUUCAGCAUGGGGGGUCAGCAGGCAUACUAUUGGGCGACCGUUUAUCCCGAGUUUGUCGAAAGAUUCGUGUGCAUAUGCGGAUCCGCGAGGACGAGCCCGCAUAACAAAUGUUUCCUCGAGGGGCCGAAGGCGGCGUUGGUCGCUUCGAAGGAUUUUGAGGGCGGACACUACACGUCGCCUCCGCAGCACGGCAUCCGUGCCUUCGGCCGGGUGUAUAGCGCGUGGGCGUACGGCCAGACGUGGUUCCGCGAGCAGCAGUACUUGCACGUGGGCGGCGAAAACACGUACCCGGACAUGGAGACGUGGAUGCGCGAGAACUGGGAGGGUCGCUUCCUCGCGCGCUGGGACGCGAACGAUAUGCUCACGCUGCUGAAGACGUGGCAGACGGGCGACAUCUCGCUCGUGCGCGAUGGCGGCGACUAUCCGAAGGCCCUCGCGGCGAUCAAGGCCAAGGGGCUCGUUAUGCCCGGCAAGACGGAUCUGUACUUUCCCCCGGAGGACAGCGAGAUUGAGAUAUCGCACAUGACGAACGGGGCGAAGUUGGCGGUGAUCGACACCGUGUGGGGACACUUCGCUGGUGGGGGCAGCAACACGAAGGAUACGGAUUUCAUCACAGCUCAGAUCAAACAGUUCUUGGAGGAGACAUCAUGAGGGGGCAGGGCGGGGGAGG